AAUAUAGUUCCUUGUGAACUCUAUACAGUAAGACCUUUCUUUAUCUGUUCUAUAUGUAAUAGUUUGCCUCUCCUACUCUAAAACUCCUAUUCCUUCCUCCCCUAGCUGCUAUUAGAAAUUUAUUUUCCUUCAAGUUGUACAAAAUUUAAAAUUAAAAUAUGUAUGACAUACAGUCUUACAUGAACUUAUUGUUUCCUUUUAGAGUAGUUACUCAGAAUAUUUUUCUUUAGAGUUUUUGAGUAUUACAUACUCAAAAGUAUUGGAUUUUUAGUAAUUUCAGUGUAGUUUACCUAGUUAUCCUAUUUGUAGCAAAUUUUUCCUGUUUGAAAACACUUUGGGUAAUACUUGUUAUAUGUUCUGUUUAUUUAUAUGAAUUAUAUGUUUCAGUAUAGCUUUAGAAAUAGAUUUUUUAAGACUUCUAAGUUUUGUUUACUAUUUUUUCCUUUAAUCAUGUAAAUGCAUUAAAUAGACAUUUGAAGUUAUUUGCAGAUACAGAUUUGUUUUUGAAAGUUUUUAAUUGCAGAAUUGGAUACUGUUCAAAUGACUUCAUUGGUUAACCCUGCUAGCUGUGUAUCUCUUCAUGAGAAGGAAUUUCAUCAGUAUAGUCUUUGAAGAAAAGAUGUCUUAUCUCUGGGUUGAAAAAAGUUGAUUAUGGUGGUGGUGCUGAAAUUGAUACACUAAGGAGUAGCUGUGUUGGAUUACCUUUGAGGUUAUUUUGAAAAUUUUGAGUUGUACAGCACUUGAUUCUUUUGCUGCCUUGUGGACAGAUCUUUGCAGCAAUGAUUACUUCAGAGUUACCAGUGUUACAAGAUUCAACUAAUGAGACUACUGCCCAUUCUGAUGCUGGCAGCGAACUUGAAGAAACAGAGGUCAAAGGAAAAAGAAAAAGAGGUCGACCUGGCCGGCCUCCAUCUACAAAUAAGAAACCUCGAAAAUCACCAGGAGAGAAGAGUAGAAUUGAAGCUGGGGUUAGAGGAACAGGCCGUGGAAGAGCUAAUGGGCACCCUCAACAAAAUGGUGAAGGGGAGCCUGUCACAUUAUUUGAAGUGGUGAAACUGGGGAAAAGUGCAAUGCAGUCUGUGGUCGAUGACUGGAUUGAAUCAUAUAAGCAAGACAGAGACAUUGCACUUCUGGACUUAAUCAACUUUUUUAUCCAGUGUUCAGGAUGUCGAGGUACUGUGAGAAUAGAGAUGUUUCGAAAUAUGCAGAAUGCAGAAAUCAUCAGAAAAAUGACUGAAGAAUUUGAUGAGGACAGUGGUGAUUAUCCCCUUACCAUGCCUGGACCUCAGUGGAAAAAAUUCCGUUCAAACUUUUGUGAAUUUAUUGGAGUCCUGAUUCGACAGUGUCAAUAUAGCAUAAUUUAUGAUGAGUAUAUGAUGGACACAGUAAUCUCACUUUUGACUGGUUUGUCAGACUCCCAGGUCAGAGCUUUUAGGCAUACAAGUACUCUUGCUGCCAUGAAGCUCAUGACUGCUCUGGUGAAUGUUGCCUUAAACCUCAGUAUUCAUCAGGAUAAUACACAGAGACAGUAUGAAGCUGAGAGAAAUAAAAUGAUUGGGAAGAGAGCCAAUGAAAGGUUGGAGUUACUACUUCAAAAACGUAAAGAGCUACAAGAAAAUCAGGAUGAAAUCGAAAAUAUGAUGAACUCUAUUUUUAAGGGUAUAUUUGUUCAUAGAUACCGUGAUGCUAUUGCUGAAAUUAGAGCCAUUUGUAUUGAAGAAAUUGGAGUAUGGAUGAAAAUGUAUAGUGAUGCCUUUUUGAAUGACAGUUACCUAAAAUAUGUUGGCUGGACUCUUCAUGACAGGCAAGGCGAAGUCAGACUGAAGUGUUUGAAAGCUCUACAAAGUCUGUAUACCAAUAGAGAAUUAUUCCCCAAAUUGGAGCUAUUCACUAACCGGUUCAAGGAUCGCAUUGUAUCAAUGACACUUGAUAAGGAAUAUGAUGUUGCUGUUGAAGCUAUUCGAUUGGUUACACUAAUACUUCAUGGAAGUGAAGAAGCUCUUUCCAAUGAAGACUGUGAAAAUGUUUACCAUUUGGUGUACUCAGCACAUCGCCCUGUUGCUGUGGCAGCUGGAGAAUUCCUUCACAAAAAAUUGUUUAGCAGACAUGACCCACAAGCAGAAGAAGCAUUAGCAAAGAGAAGGGGGAGAAACAGUCCGAAUGGGAACCUUAUUAGGAUGCUUGUCCUUUUCUUUCUUGAAAGUGAGUUACAUGAACAUGCCGCCUACUUGGUGGACAGUUUGUGGGAGAGCUCUCAAGAACUGUUGAAAGACUGGGAAUGUAUGACAGAAUUGCUAUUAGAAGAACCUGUUCAAGGAGAGGAAGCAAUGUCCGACCGUCAGGAGAGUGCUCUUAUAGAGCUAAUGGUUUGUACAAUUCGUCAAGCUGCUGAGGCACAUCCUCCAGUGGGAAGGGGUACCGGCAAGAGAGUGCUAACUGCCAAAGAAAGGAAAACUCAAAUUGAUGAUAGAAACAAAUUGACUGAGCAUUUUAUUAUCACACUGCCUAUGUUGCUGUCAAAGUAUUCUGCAGAUGCAGAGAAGGUAGCAAACUUGCUACAAAUCCCACAGUAUUUUGAUCUAGAAAUUUAUAGCACAGGUAGAAUGGAAAAGCAUCUAGAUGCUUUAUUAAAACAGAUUAAAUUUGUUGUGGAGAAACAUGUAGAAUCAGAUGUUCUGGAAGCCUGCAGUAAAACCUAUAGCAUCUUAUGCAGUGAAGAGUAUACCAUCCAGAACAGAGUUGACAUAGCUCGAAGCCAACUGAUUGAUGAAUUUGUAGAUCGAUUCAAUCAUUCUGUGGAAGAUCUAUUGCAAGAGGGAGAAGAAGCUGAUGAUGAUGAUAUUUACAAUGUUCUUUCUACAUUAAAGCGGUUAACCUCUUUUCACAACGCUCAUGAUCUCACAAAAUGGGAUCUAUUUGGUAAUUGCUACAGAUUAUUGAAGACUGGAAUUGAACAUGGAGCUAUGCCAGAACAGAUAGUCGUACAGGCACUGCAGUGUUCCCAUUACUCGAUUCUUUGGCAGUUGGUGAAAAUUACUGAUGGUUCUCCUUCCAAAGAGGAUUUGUUGGUAUUGAGGAAAACAGUGAAGUCCUUUCUGGCUGUUUGCCAGCAGUGCCUAUCUAAUGUUAAUACUCCAGUGAAGGAACAGGCUUUCAUGCUACUCUGUGAUCUUUUGAUGAUUUUUAGCCACCAAUUAAUGACAGGUGGCAGGGAGGGCCUUCAGCCUUUGGUGUUCAAUCCAGAUACUGGCCUUCAGUCUGAACUCCUCAGUUUUGUGAUGGAUCAUGUUUUCAUUGACCAAGAUGAGGAGAACCAGAGCAUGGAGGGUGAUGAAGAAGAUGAAGCUAAUAAAAUUGAGGCCUUACACAAGAGAAGGAAUCUACUUGCUGCCUUCAGCAAACUUAUCAUCUAUGAUAUUGUUGACAUGCAUGCAGCUGCAGACAUCUUUAAACAUUACAUGAAGUAUUACAACGACUAUGGUGACAUCAUUAAGGAAACAUUGAGUAAAACCAGGCAGAUUGAUAAAAUUCAGUGUGCCAAGACCCUCAUUCUCAGCUUACAGCAGUUGUUUAAUGAACUUGUUCAAGAGCAAGGGCCCAACCUAGAUAGGACAUCUGCCCAUGUCAGUGGUAUUAAAGAAUUGGCACGUCGCUUUGCCCUCACAUUCGGAUUAGACCAGAUCAAGACACGAGAAGCAGUUGCCACACUCCACAAAGAUGGCAUAGAAUUUGCCUUUAAAUACCAAAAUCAGAAAGGACAAGAAUACCCACCUCCUAAUCUGGCUUUCCUGGAAGUACUGAGUGAAUUUUCAUCUAAGCUUCUUCGGCAAGACAAAAAGACUGUUCACUCAUACCUAGAAAAAUUCCUUACGGAGCAAAUGAUGGAAAGGAGGGAGGACGUAUGGCUUCCACUCAUCUCCUAUAGAAAUUCUCUAGUCACUGGCGGUGAAGAUGAUAGAAUGUCCGUGAACAGUGGAAGUAGCAGCAGCAAAACCUCCUCAGUGAGGAAUAAGAAAGGACGACCUCCACUUCACAAAAAACGAGUAGAAGAUGAAAGCCUGGAUAAUACGUGGCUGAACAGGACUGACACCAUGAUUCAGACUCCCGGCCCCCUGCCCGCACCGCAGCUCACUUCCACCGUCCUGAGAGAGAACAGCCGGCCCGUGGGGGAACAGCUCCAGGAGCCUGAGUCUGAACACGGCCCCGAGCCCGACUUCCUACACAAUCCUCAGAUGCAGAUCUCUUGGUUAGGCCAGCCGAAAUUAGAAGACUUAAAUCGGAAGGACAGAACAGGGAUGAACUACAUGAAAGUGAGAACUGGAGUAAGGCAUGCCGUUCGGGGUCUCAUGGAGGAAGAUGCUGAGCCCAUCUUUGAAGAUGUGAUGAUGUCAUCCCGGAGCCAGUUAGAAGAUAUGAACGAAGAAUUUGAAGACACCAUGGUUAUUGACCUCCCCCCGUCAAGAAAUCGGCGAGAGAGAGCCGAGUUGAGGCCAGAUUUCUUUGAUUCUGCAGCUAUCAUAGAAGACGAUUCAGGAUUUGGAAUGCCUAUGUUCUGAAGUCUGAAGAAAAUUUACAAAUCUGGAACUCUAUUAUUUAGAGCUAGAGGCCUAUAUACUGUGAUAGCUUGUAUGGGGAAAAAAACACUUUUGAUGUGAUCUGAUUUGUUUUUUAAUCAAAUGAUUAAGGUCGAUCCCUUUUUGCAGUGACAGAAGAGGAGCAUGUAAAUUACCCAAGGGAAUGUUCGUGAAUGUCACCUCAGAAAGACUGACCUGAAAAAUCAUUUGUGUCCUAUUAUUGGACUUAUCCCAGUACAGAUGUGUGUGUUUUUCUGGAGGGAGGAAGAAAUUUUAAAUUUUUAAAACAGCUGUCAAGAUAAACACUGUAAUACACCUGUUUUAUGAAAACUCAGCAUUGAGUAAAAAAAAAUAUUUUUAACUUUAUUUUCCUGUUGUACAAUUUAAAAACCGUUUUAACAUUUUGCCUUUUUAUGUUUUAAAAGCUAACCAUUUUUAUUAAACCUAUGAGUAAGCAGCUCACCCUAAUUGCCGAAGAGUGUUUUUGGAGCUCACUGGAUUUGGUUGACCAUGUGGAAUACAGGAAUAUGGAGGAGCAGAAUAUUGACAAGCUAUGAUGAAAUUCUGACAGUGCAUCUCUGCCAAAAUCCACACACCCUCUGUGGACAUGGAUGUGAAUUCCCAGAUUUUAUAUACUCUUGAAUAAAAAGGUUUAUUUUUAUUUAUAAGGGGGCAUAAAAUAAGAAAUGUCCAUGCAGCCAUUUUUCCAACAGAUGCUGUACACCAUUCAUUUUAUAUAGAAUAGGGAGAUUCAAAUACAGUACAUUUUCUAUUGGUAUUUGUUCUGUGCAUUUUUAGCAACUUCUACCAGCAAAUAAAGUAUUCUCAGUAAAACAAAAAUGGUUCUCAAGUUAUCAGUUUGCUGUUUUUACCACUUAUUUCAUGCCCUGCCAAAUUCAAGUUACAUGGACUUCCAUUUUCUUAAAAAGAUAAUCAUGAACUCCUUUGCCAUUCAAACGUAAUUUUAAGUGUAACAUAACCAUGUCUACUUCCCAUGCACUUAAUACCCUUAUGCACUAAUUUUGUGAAUUAAGUUUACCAAUUAUAGAAGUAUGUGCUGCAUAGAAGUCUGUGCUUAGAGGGUGAAGUUCUUAAGCUUACCUUGAAAUACAGCUACAUUUCAGUGUUAAAUGUGCAUAUUAAGGAUAAUUCUUUGGGGGAAAGAAAUUACAAAUCUUCAGGACAGCCUUCGAUGGUAUAGAGUUACAUACUGCUUAGACUUUUAUGACUUGCUGCUACUAUUAUUUUUAAAAGCCCACUUAGUUUCUUCCUUUCUGAUUUUAAAAGUAAGCCUCAGAAUUUGCAAACCAAUCCACCACAGCUGUUUCCCGGCUGGUUUUUAAAGUAGCUGCAGCAGAAUGAUGAGGCUUUGCUUUCCCUUUUUACCAAAAAAAAAAAAAAAGCGUUUUUUAAAAAACAAAUCUGUGCAGCCAGUGACUAUGUGGGAAAACAAAAUGGGUUAUUUUAUUCAUCCUUUUAGUAAACAAACUUCUCAACAUUUGUACAGUUCUGAAAAUAAACUUGGUCACCAAAAAUGUUUUAUCUGCUAAUUUAGCAAUUCCUGGGCUCCAUUUAGGGGGGCUAGGGUAUUGCUUUCUUCCAGAAAUAUGGAUUUCACUGGAUGUGAAGGGGCAGGGAUGACUGGACUGUCCACCAUACCAGCCCUGCCCCUGUGGCUCUGGCUGGGGAGCAGGCUGGGAAGUGCCCUGGCACCUGCACAGAUUGGUCCUUUGCUGGACAGUUUCAUGUGGAAAAACCAAUGCCGACGUAGAAUCGUAGACAACCACAUGACAGAAAAGGCUUAGUAUCUACUCCAAUGGGUUUCCAGUUUAGUUUGAAGUCAAUCGAAUUUUUGUAUUUUCAGUGUCUCCUUGAUUGGUUUUGCUAGUAAUUCUGUAAAUUGUACAUUUGCAAUAUGAGGUUUUUUUCCUUUUGUACAAUUUGAAACUGAUGCUUCACCUUUCCUUUAAUAAACUAUUCAAAAUCAG
This is a messenger RNA of Odocoileus virginianus texanus, 6562 nucleotides long. It is a transcript of the gene STAG1, whose product is annotated as STAG1 cohesin complex component. Gene Ontology annotation, cellular component: nucleus; cohesin complex; chromatin. The record is from RefSeq and is a predicted model, not a curated record. Gene Ontology annotation, biological process: sister chromatid cohesion. Lineage: Eukaryota; Metazoa; Chordata; Mammalia; Artiodactyla; Cervidae. Gene Ontology annotation, molecular function: chromatin binding.